CUGGUGAUUUUGGUAUAAAAUAAAAAUAUGUAGUGGCAACACUGGUCAACACUUUUGAAAGUACUUCGACUUUUUAGUUUAUUUGGUCGUAUGGAAGAGCGCUUGGAAAUUACCCUAAAGCAGCCUAAUCCUCUCUUUGAAAAGUGGCUGGAGAAAUGGUUGGAAGAUGCGGAGCGGCGAAAUGCCAAAUCACAGUACAAACUUCGCGAUGCACUUCAAGCACUUCGCAGCUAUCCCCUUCCACUGGCUUCAGGACGGGAAUGUGCUAUUCUUCGUGGCUUCGGUUCUACACUCUGCAACCUUAUAGAUGAAGAGCUUCGUUUGUACCGCGAGAAGCAGGAAAAUCCACCAUUACAACCAACAAUGCAAACAUUCGAAUCGGACGUAAAACAACUUUUAGAAUCUGUUAAGAAAAGUAAAUGCCGUAAAUCUCCCAAAAAACCUCAAAGCAAAAUUACCAAAAAGGAACAGAAAGCAAUUGCUGAAGAAGAAGAACGUCAGCGUCAAGUGAUAAUGAGUCCAGGUAGCUUUCGCAUUAUACUUCUGGUUGACACACAGGAAACCAGCGGCAAAAAUAAACGCACUUUGGAUCAAACACGUAGCUAUUUGGAGAGUUUUGAAGUGUCGUAUGAGGUGCGUCGUUUGACCAUUGGUGAUUUCCUUUGGGUCGCCCGUGACAAGGAGGGCAGCGAAUUGGUGCUGCCCUUUAUAGUAGAGCGUAAGCGGUUUGAUGAUCUGGCUUCAAGUAUACGCGAUGGUCGCUUCCAUGAGCAGAAACACCGUUUGCGACAAUGUGGAAUACAAAACGUUAUCUACUUAGUUGAAGAUUAUGGCGAUAAUGAACACUUAGGCCUACCUAUGGAAAAUUUACAACAGGCUAUCAUGAACACUCAGAUACAUUCGGGCUUCAUGAUAGCACAUACUCAAAAUAAUUUUCGUUCAAUGAAAUAUUUGCAGGGUAUAACGAAAACAUUGAUACGCUCUUUUAAGGAUAAAGUUUUACUUAGUACAGCCAAAGAAGAUUUGCAACCAUACGACUCGUCAGCUGGCAUGUUAGGUCUGCUGAAAUUUCGUGCCUUGUAUGAGGAUUCAGCACGCGGUGCACAAUUGACUGUGCGAGAAAUAUUUGUACAGCAAUUACUACAGUUACACUCGUUGUCACUGGAAAAAGCAUUGGCCAUCGUUGAAGAGUAUCCCACUCCACGUCUGUUGUUUGACGCAUAUGAGAAAUGUACAAGUGAAAAAGAAGCUCGUUCUUUGCUAACCAAGAUUAAAUGCGGACCAUUGGAACGGCCGUUAGGAGAUAAACUCAGCCAAACAAUUUAUGACUUUUACAAGACUGAGUUUUAAUAGAAAUUAAUACAUUUUCAUUAGUAUAAAUUUUCGAUAGGUUAAACCUUAUCCAUAAUCAUUUUUUUAGUUACUAUCAUGUAGGAAAUAUACAUUCUAAAUAUAAACCAUAUCGGUCCAUGGGUUUUUUAAAUAUCUCGAGACCCGCGCCAUAUAGCGAAUAAAUUCAUUCUUGACGUAUUGUCGGUUUCUGAGCUAAGCUUAAAGUUUCAAGCAUCUAGCUCAUCGGGAAGUUGGUUAAAAAAUGUUUGCAAGAUUUGAAUAUUUGAUUAAAAGCUUGUAGAAAGCUAAGGCCUAUGUCCAGUUCUAUGUCCCAUUCUGUUCCGUUUGACCUUGCUUGUUACAGUUUGCAUAUUUUCUUAAAUAUUUAAAAUUUUAUCCUUAAAACGUUCAA
Rhagoletis zephyria (snowberry fruit fly) is the source of this 1744-nucleotide messenger RNA. It is a transcript of the gene mus81, whose product is annotated as mus81 structure-specific endonuclease subunit. Gene Ontology annotation, cellular component: Holliday junction resolvase complex; nucleus. Lineage: Eukaryota; Metazoa; Arthropoda; Insecta; Diptera; Tephritidae. Gene Ontology annotation, biological process: DNA catabolic process; double-strand break repair via break-induced replication; mitotic intra-S DNA damage checkpoint signaling. The record is from RefSeq and is a predicted model, not a curated record. Gene Ontology annotation, molecular function: DNA binding; crossover junction DNA endonuclease activity; 3'-flap endonuclease activity.